ACCUUCACUGUGCUUCCCCUUUCACUCUCAGAUGCGGCCAGGGUCCCCGAAGAAGGAGGACACGAGGAAACAGGUUCCUGCCUAGACACAACACCAUGCAUCUCCUCGGCCCCUCGCUCCUGCUCCUUGAAUACUUGGCCUUCUCUGACUCAUCUAAAUGGAGGGUUGAGCACCCCCACACUCUCUACAGCUGGGAGGGGGCCUGCGUCUGGAUUCCCUGUACCUACACAGUUCACUCCACGAGUAAAGAUGAGCUGGAAGAACUGAUCGUGUACAGAAACUAUAAAUAUGAUGAAGCCACCAAGAACUUCGAGGGGCUCAUUCUGUAUAAUGACACAAAGCCUUGGAAGCGUCCUGAUCCCCUGGAGAGGGUUCAGUUCCUGGGAGACCAAAGAUCCAACUGCACCAUACACAUCAACCCUGUACUGGGAGAAGACAAUGGCUGGCUGGGGCUGAGGAUGAUAAAGAAGAAUUCCAAAUGGAUGGAGAAAAUAGACCUCAAUGUCUCUAAGACCCCGCUUCCACUUCAAAUUCAGCUCCCUCCAGAAAUCCAGGAGUUCCGGGAAGUCACUCUGACCUGCUUGCUGAAUUUCUCCUGCCCUGGGUACAAUAUCCAGCUGCAGUGGUCCCUGGAAGGGGACCCUGGAGGGUCCCUGAAGGAGCGUGCCAUCACCUUGACCUCCCUGACCACCAAGACUAUCUCCACCCAGAGCAAGCUCACCUUCCAGCCGCGGUGGAUGCACCACGGCAAGAAUCUGACGUGCCAGCUCUGGGACCGCAAAGCAGAGCAGAUGCUCUCCAAGGAAACGGUGUUGCUAGAUGUGAAGCAUGUCCCAAAGUUGAAGAUUGAGGGCAGUCCCAAAGGAGCCAAUGUAACAGAGGGAGAGUCUGUGACCAUGACAUGCCAGGUCAUUAGCAGCAACCCAGAGGCCCGGAACAUAGGCUGGAUCAAAGACGGCACCCAGCUGAGGGAGCAGACGACAUCCACGCUCACUCUGUUCUCUGUGACCAAGAAGAUGAGUGGAAAGUACCAGUGUGAGGCCUUCAAUGAUGUAGGCUCAGGACAGUCGGAUGCAGUGGUCCUCCAAGUGUAUUAUGCUCCAGAACCUUCCAGGGUUGAGAUCUUCUCCUCGCCAGCUAAAGAGGGGGAUAAAGUAGAGAUGACUUGUAUGUCACUGGCCAAUCCUCCUCCAACCAAUUACACCUGGUAUCACAACGGAGUGGCAGUGCCGGGAAGGACAAGCAAGAGCUUCCAGAUCCCAGCGGUCCUCCUCAGCCAAGCUGGGAAGUACUCAUGCAUGGCAGAAAACAGACUUGGUCCUAGUCAAAUUGGCCAGGAGACUGAGUUAGAUGUCCAGUAUGCUCCCAAGGAGGUAACCACGGUGAUUGAAAACCCCACGCGGAUUCAAGAAGGAGAUACUGUGACCCUGUCCUGUAACUACAGUUCCAGCAAUCCCGGAGUUACCCAAUAUGUAUGGGACUUCCAAGGCUCUCAGAUGAAACAACCAGACGAGGUGCUGAUAAUUCAAAAAGUUGCCUGGGACACCAGGCCAAUCACCUGUGCAGCCUGUAACCAGUGGUGUUCGUGGGCUCCCAUUGUCAACCUGGAUGUCCAGUAUGCACCCAAGGAUGUCAGGGUCCAGCAGAUCAUCCCCUCCUCUGAGAUUCACUCCGGGAACCGAGUCCGCCUUGAAUGUAACUUCUCAAGUAGCCGCCCCAGAGACGUCCGCUUCUUCUGGAAGAAAAAUGGAAUCUUUCUGAAGGAAGGAAAAGAACUGAGCUUCGACUCCGUCUCUCCAGAAGAUGCUGGCAAUUACAACUGCUUUGUCAACAACUCCAUAGGUCAGACCAUGUCUGAGGCCAGGACGCUCCAAGUGCUGUAUGCACCAAGGAUGCUGCGUGUGGCCAUCAGCCCGAAGGACCAGGUGAUGGAGGGGAAGAAGGCCGUCCUGACAUGUGAGAGCGAUGCCAACCCUCCGGUCUUCCUGUACACCUGGUUUGACUGGAAGAACCAAAACCUCCACCAUUAUGAUCAGAUGCUGAGAUUGGAUCCCGUGAAGAUCCAGCACUCAGGUGCCUACCGGUGCGAGGCCACCAACAAGCUGGGCAGGGUCCAGUCGCCCCCCAGUACCCUCACUGUCUACUACAGCCCAGAGACCAUCGGCAGGCGAGUGGCCGUCGGAGUGGGGUUCUGCCUGGCCACCCUCCUCCUGGCGUUCUGGGGAGUCAAGCUUCAGCGAAGCUGGAAGAGGAUACGGAGCCAGCAGGGGCUCCAGGAAAAUUCCAGUGGCCAGAGCUUCUUUGUGAGGAAGCAAAAGGUUAGAAGGGCCCCCCUCUCCGAAGAGCCCCACCCCCUGGGGUGCUACAAUCCUGUGAUGGAAGAUGCCAUCAGUUAUGCUGCCUUGCGCUUUCCUGUCAGCGACAAUGACACACCAAGAACUGGAGAUGCAAGGACCCUGGAGACAGAGAGACCUUCUCCAAACACGGAUGACACCGUCACUUACUCUGUCUUGAAGAAGUGUCGAGUGGGCGACUAUGAGAACGUGCUUCCGGACAGUCCAGAAGAUGAGGGGAUACACUACUCAGAGCUGGUUCAUCUCGGGGUCGGGGAGCGGCCUUUGGCCCAGGAAGCUGUGGAAUACGUGACCCUCAAGCACUGAGGGGCCACACCCACUGGAGCAGAGGCACCGAGG
Lontra canadensis (Northern American river otter) is the source of this 2693-nucleotide messenger RNA. RefSeq names its product CD22 molecule (gene CD22). The record is from RefSeq and is a predicted model, not a curated record. The coding region runs from base 96 to 2660 and encodes 854 amino acids. NCBI's taxonomy places the organism in Eukaryota, Metazoa, Chordata, Mammalia, Carnivora, Mustelidae. The transcript is spliced from 14 exons.